Messenger RNA from Rhipicephalus sanguineus (brown dog tick), 735 nucleotides. RefSeq names its product zinc finger protein 729. The transcript has 5 exons. The record is from RefSeq and is a predicted model, not a curated record. Bases 1 to 735 code for a protein of 244 amino acids. Lineage: Eukaryota; Metazoa; Arthropoda; Arachnida; Ixodida; Ixodidae.
AUGGCAGAGUGCUUUCCUGAUGCUACAGUCACACCUGUCAACACCAAUGCUGAUGACAGGACCAGCACAGUGCAGCUUCUUGCAAAGUCGUUGCUAUGGCAGCCGUUGCCAUCACGGGAGAAAGAAGACGUGCGUUUUCCCUGUGACAUCUGCCACAAAGACUUUUCAACAGCUUACACGAUGCGGCGGCACCGCGUCAUUCACAACCCCAAUUUUCUAAAGCACCAGUGUGAAUAUUGCCCUCGAAGGUUCAACUGGAUCGACAACCUUCGCUCUCACAUGCAAGGUUCUUCUCACCCUGUGCUGCUUCAGCAACUGUCUGGCAAGGAACCGCUUCAUAGCAACGACAGUAGCAACAGCAGCAGCACCACCAAAGCAGGAGGGUGCCCACUGUUCACUUAUGUUCGCUCGCGGAAGAAGAUGUUUGGACUGAGGAAAGGCAACCGCUGGUCUUGCCUGUCAUGCAAGCUAGAGCUACGGUCAAGGAGCGCACUAAGGCGCCACGAGCUGAUCCAUGUGCCCUAUAGAGAGCGCUUCACCUGUCAAAUCUGCAACAUGAUCAUCAGUCGCAAGGACCAUCUGUGGCGUCACAUGCGGCGUGUGCAUGGUGUGAGCCAGCCAAGUCCAAUGCAGCUUGCACUCACUUGCCCCUUCUGCCUGAAGACCAUGCCCAACAUGGCUGACCUGGAACAGCAUGUUGACUCGUGCCACCCAUAUGCAAAUGGAAAUGACUGA